Messenger RNA from Microcebus murinus (gray mouse lemur), 3670 nucleotides. RefSeq names its product monoacylglycerol O-acyltransferase 1 (gene MOGAT1). The record is from RefSeq and is a predicted model, not a curated record. NCBI's taxonomy places the organism in Eukaryota, Metazoa, Chordata, Mammalia, Primates, Cheirogaleidae. Gene Ontology annotation, biological process: triglyceride biosynthetic process; diacylglycerol biosynthetic process. Gene Ontology annotation, cellular component: endoplasmic reticulum membrane. Gene Ontology annotation, molecular function: diacylglycerol O-acyltransferase activity.
UCUCCAGCCUCCGCCUCCUCGUCUCCUUCUGGCCAGUGCCCGGCGCGGAGCUCGGAUCCGGCCGUGCGCUUCCCGCAGGCGGCACGGAGCAGCGAGGGUGCGGGCGGCCGCGGUGGGCGCCGUCCUCGUCGGGGCCGGGCCAUGAAGGUGGAGUUUGCGCCGCUCAACAUCCCGCUGGCGCGGCGGCUGCAGACGGCGGCGGUGCUGCAGUGGGUCCUGUCCUUCCUGCUGCUGGCGGAGGUGUGCGUUGGAGUCGUUGUGGUAUGGAUCAUAUACAACUAUUGGUUCCUUUACGUCCCUUAUCUGACAUGGCUUUACUUUGACUGGCGGACCCCAGAGCAAGGAGGCAGGAGAUCCAACUGGGUCAGAAAUUGGACUGUUUGGAGGUACUUUAAGGACUAUUUUCCAAUUCAUCUCAUCAAAACUGAGGAUUUGGAUCCGAGUCACAACUAUAUAUUUGGGUUUCACCCUCACGGAGUAAUUGUGACUGGAGCCUUUGGAAAUUUUUGUACGAAUUAUUCAGACUUCGAGAAGCUGUUUCCUGGCUUUACCGCCUAUCUUCAUGUGCUCCCGUUUUGGUUCCGAUGCCCUUUCUUCCGAGAAUAUCUGAUGAGUUAUGGACCAGUUUCAGUUUCCAAGAAAAGUGUGUCGUAUGUGCUGAGCAAGGAGGGAGGUGGAAACAUUUCAGUCAUUGUCCUUGGGGGUGCGGAAGAGUCACUGGACGCCCAUCCUGGAAGAUUCACUCUGUUCAUCCGCCAGCGGAAAGGAUUUGUUAAAAUUGCUUUGACCCAUGGCGCACAUUUGGUCCCAGUGUUUUCUUUUGGUGAAAAUGAACUGUUCAAACAAGUUCACAAUCCUGAAGGCUCAUGGAUUAGAACUGUUCAGGAGGCACUGCGGAAGAUCGUGGGGUUUACUUUGCCCCUCUUUCAUGCCAGAGGAGUUUUUCAGUACAGUUUUGGCCUAAUGCCUUAUAGGAAACCUAUCCACACUGUUGUUGGCCGCCCAAUCCCUGUUCGGCAGACUCUGCACCCGACCUUGGAGCAGAUUGAUGAGCUGCAUCAGACCUACAUGGAGGAGCUAAGGAAAUUAUUUGAGGAGCACAAAGGGAAGUAUGGUAUUCCAGAGCACAAAACUCUCAUUUUUAAAUGACUUUACUCUUACAAGGCAUAAAGGAAGACAAGAGAACAUCUUAUAAGAGAAUAAAUACUUUAAAUCAGUUUAUUGUUUUUCUUUUGACUAUGGAAUCAGAUUUGUAACUGAAAAGCAUUAUUUAUGGUGAUAGCUGUUGAUGUUUUAUUUGUCGUAAGUAAAAAUACAGUACAUGACUAUAGGAUAAGGUUGGAAAUGACUAUGAGACCUUUAAGAACUCUUCCUUGCUUGGGAAGGCUAAAUCAUUUUACAGGUUAUGAAGAGAGAAUGAUUCAUGUGCUCUAAAAAAAAUGACAGCUUCAAAAAAUAAUUAGACUCUUUUUAUUAAAGAUCACAAUAACUUAAGGUGCUGUUUUCAUGAAAUAUUAAAGCUAUCGUUCAGCACAGCUGGAACGUUUAGGAGACAGUGUAAAACAAUUUGCCAUAGAGAGCUACAGGAGAUAAUCUUUUUUUCUGCUUGAACAGGCCAUUUGUUAGUGAAUAAUGUUACUUUUAAUAUUUAGAUGACUUGACCCUUUUGAUCAUGUCAACCAACGCAUUUUUUUUACAGUAGUGCCCAAUUUUUAUGACAUUUUCGAAAUAGGAUGAAUCUGCCAUGUGGAAACCCAAGUGGACAAGAGCAUGUCUCUCAUUUCUGUUCAUGAUUAGAAACACGUUCAUACGCUAUAGACAAGGAAGUUUAUUUGGAAGACAUGCUUUUGCACAUGUUUUAGGAUGUUGGACAUUCCAAAAGGUUUUCAUGAUAAUAGAAAUAGUUUUAAUUUUCUUUCCAAAUGGCCUUUUCAUUAUAAAACAGGCUCUGAAGGAAAGAACCCUCUCUGGUGAGAUGUAUCCACUUCACAUUUGGCUGGGGUUAUGAGUCUUUUCUGAGCCAGAAUGGGCAGAGAUCUCGUCCUUCCUGUUCACUGAUAUCUCCCCACUGCCUGGGUCAGUCGGCCCACAGCACUUAGUAGGCACAAAAUAAGUACUUGCUUAAUAAAUGUAUUUAUAGUUGAAUAUACAGACAGACUUUGCCAUAAAGUGAAGAAUGUUUCAAGCUGUUCUAUACGAUGAAACCUGUUAUAAGACAAGCCCUACUUUCAAAAGGAGAUAAUAUGCUAUGACUGAAUGUCCUACACCAGUAAUUAACAUGUUAUACUGUAGGAUGGUUCUUAGGGAGGAGGUCAGAAGGAGUUUUCUGAUUGUUUGUCACCAAGUGUUAAGUAACUAGUCAAUUAGGUGUUUGUGGGCAACUUCACUGAGUUGCCUUCUAACUUGUUGAUAGUAUGUCUUCAGGCUUCUAAUUUUUAAACAUUACACUCUGGACUAGACCCUGGAUUGGGUUGAGUCAUGGCAAAACAAAGACACAGCAAAAGUGAACAUUCUCAAUUGUUCAACGUGGCAUCUCUUUGGCCUAAAUUCCUUUGCUUUCACACUAGCUGAGUGAGCCAAGAGUCCAUUAACCUGGGGGCUUGAAAUUAGUUCAAUUUUUUGUCAGAGCAGUGUCCUUCAUUUACUAUAAAACCCAUGAAUUUUAUCCUUUUGGACAAGUUUAUUAAAAGCCUGUGCCGCAUAAGGAGGUAUGACCAUCCAAUAUCAGCUGUAUUAUCUAGUAGGCACUUAAAGGCCAUGGUUAAUAAAGCAGAGGCAUUAAAAUAUGAGAAAAUUUGCUCUCAUGCACUUAUGUUUUGCUAUUAAAAUGUCUAUACAUGAACAGCAUUAAUUUUGGCAUACAUAAAAUGUUAUUCUUCGGUACAUAUGGCAGAGGGUGAGGAGAGUGGGGUUAUCUCUUAACAUUUUAUGAUCUCUAGAGGUCUUAAUCCAGCCAUGCCAGAAGUCUUCUGAUAUUCUCAGAGCAUAGUUGUAGGUUCCAUAUAGUCCCACAGAUUGCAAAUGAAUUAUUUUAUAUGAAUUUUUGCUAUCGCACAAACAUGGGCCAUAUAUUAUAUUUACUAGCAUGGUUUGAUGGAGAUCUCUUUUAUGAUAAGAGUUCCCAUCUACUAUGUAAUUGCACAUAAAUUUUAAACAGCAAAGCAAAACAAUAAUAACAGAAAUAACCCUAGAACACUGUAAGAAAAACUAGCCUAUUGCCUUGGGAAAAUGUGCAUGUACACUGUUUGAUUUGGACAGUUUUCCCCCUCCGUUUCCAUUGCACACUGGGUGCAAGCUGAGUCAUUUCCUUUGUCUUGCGGCUGGAAGUGUAUGAAAUUGUUGGUGACCAGCUAAGUCUGUUAUGCUCAAGUUGAAAGUUAUAGCUUCAAUGCUUAUUUAUGAAGGGCAGCCAGUUUUUCUCUUUACAAAGGGAAACCACAGUGAAGGAUGCUAGAUGUUUUAAUGCAAAUCCUUUUGCCACUACUGUGAAAACAAUCAAAGUGUGUAUAUUUUAGGGAUGAUGGGUGAGCCUUUAUUGUAUGUAUAGGAUUAAAAGUGAAAUCCCUGCUUUCAAAUAGACGAUACAUUUCCAUUACAGGAAGCACAGAGGUGGAAUCUGUCCAUAAUUCUGCAACUUUACGUCUCUUUCAAACUACCUCACUGAUGCAGA